CUACCAUUAUGAUUUCUCGCACGCUAUCCGUUCUUGGACAUUGGUCAUGACGUCACUGAUCGGUUUCUGGGGAAACUAUGUAAAUCAAAAAAAAUGGCUGCUGAGAAAACUAAAGGAAAAAGGAUCGAUUCAUUGGCACGUCCUAAACCCGUUACAGCUCAAUUUAUUGAUGAUCAUCGUUCAGUUUAUUGGAAAAACAAUAUAUCUAAAGACUGGGAUAAAAGUGAUAAAGCCACAAAAUUUGCCCUGUCAGAAAGAUUAGAGCAGUUAGUUUUGCCUAAGCCAGUGCAUAAAGAGUGGCAGGGGGAUAGGCCCUCACCUAUGUGGUUAGUGAAUAAAUCUGCUUUAAAGGCUCAGCCAUCGGAGAGAUUGAUCUCUUUAUCAUCAGCAAAGCAACACCAUCGCGAGUUUCAAGAUGUUAAGCCUGUAUAUACUGUAGUAAGCAAGGCUGCUAAGAAUGCGACAGCGAGUCAACGUGUUGAGAUGUUAGCUCAUCCAAAACAAUAUACAGAGUUGGCAAUUAAACCAGACAGUGGUUGGGAUUAUAGCGAAUGGGCUUCAGAUGUUUCUCAAGCUGCUUUGAAAUACGAGCCCUCUGGUAGAAUUUUACAAUUAGCCACACCUAAAGAUCUAAACAAGGGUUACGAAGAAUGUCGUCCAGUAAUGUGGCCAGUGACAAGGGCUGCUAAAAAAGCUCUACCCAGUAUACGCGUACAACAAUUAUCUAGACCGAAGAGUCGAAGUCAGUAUAAAGAAGAUUACGACUGUAAUUGGUGGAAAGUCGCACCCGGUGCAAAAAAGGCCCACGCUUCGCCUCGUAUUGAAGAACUAAGCACACCUUUGCCAAGAAAGAUAAGAUUGAAAAAACAGGGGGGUGUAAAAAGUUAACCUUUUAUAUAACCUUGAUAUAUGCUUUUAUUUAAUAUGUACAUCGUAUUUUUUAAUAUGUAUAUUUUUUUAAUUUUAUAUGAUUUUAAAUGAUUACAAUGGAAUAAUAUUAUUACAUAUU
This is a messenger RNA of Hydractinia symbiolongicarpus, 1009 nucleotides long. Its product is annotated as testicular haploid expressed gene protein-like. Gene Ontology annotation, biological process: spermatogenesis. The coding region runs from base 94 to 888 and encodes 264 amino acids. The record is from RefSeq and is a predicted model, not a curated record. NCBI's taxonomy places the organism in Eukaryota, Metazoa, Cnidaria, Hydrozoa, Anthoathecata, Hydractiniidae. The transcript is spliced from 5 exons.